AUGACGACGGCAUUCGCGGAUCGCCUCGGUCUCCCGCGCACUCGAUGGACUCAGUCCGUUACGGGUCUUUCUGGGAUUCAGGUUCCCGACACCCAAGGUUUUAUGACAUGUCAGAUGCAGCCACGUUUUUCUAGCGAACCGGUAUUGACGGUCAAAGCAUGGAUUUUGCCGUCAAUUACAAGUAAUUUACCGCGGCAGGUAAUUACGGCUCAUGUUAGGCAAAAUUAUAACAAUCUAGCACUUGCCGACCCGUCAUUCGAUACGCCCGGUUCGAUCGAUUUUCUGCUGGGUGCUGAUUUAUACUCAUUAAUUUUGAAUGGCAAACGUAUUGUUGUACAUAACGAUCUUCCCGCCGCAUUCGGUUCGAUAUUUGGAUGGGUGCUCAUCGGUGGCGCUCCCACCACUGUCUCCCUGCCGUGUUUAAAUGUGGUAUCAUUAACAACCUCUUUAGAGACAAUGUUAGAUAAGUUUUGGCAGGUGGAGGAACCUGACGCAGCCCCAAUCGAUUUUACCAAUGAUGGAAAAUGCGAGAAAAUUUUCUGUGAACAAUGCGUACGGCUCCCGUCAGGCCGUUUUUCUGUACCGUUACCAUUUCGUUCGUUGUCUCCAGACAAACUUAGUUUUCCGGGAUCUCGUCAUUUGGCCCUUAAGCGAUUCGAAAAUUUAGAGAAACGGUUACAAACUGAUUCGAAACUACGUGCACUCUAUUGUGAAUUUAUGGCAGAUUAUAUUAAACUUGGUCAUAUGUCCGUAGCCUCUUCCCCGGGAUUGUAUUUUAUACCACACCAUGCUGUGUACAAGCCGGAAAUCGACCCUCGUAAAAUUCGUGUCGUAUUUGACAGUUCGGCUGUACCGUGGGGCGGAAGCUCAUUGAACGACUGCUUAUAUGCUGGUCCGAAGUUGCAACAAGAAGUUGUUGACGUACUUUGCCGUUUCCGUUUGCGCAAAUAUGCUUUUACCGCCGACAUUUGCAAAAUGUAUCGGCAAAUUUUGAUAAAUCCUGAAUACCGUAAAUUUCAACACGUUUUAUGGCGUUCUUCGUCGACUGAGGAACUUGUUGAAUAUGAACUUAAUACGGUGACUUACGGUGUCAACAGUUCGCCGUACCUGGCGCUGCGCGUGCUACAGUUUAUAGCCGACAACGACUGUAUCGACGAGCCUGCCGUUCGUCACGCGUUGCGCUAUCAAACGUAUAUAGACGACGUGUGUACUGGAGCGGAUACUGUAGAAGGCGCGUUGUCGUUACAGAAGGCGUUAAUUUCGGUGCUAGGGAAAUCAGCGUUAGAGCUAAGGAAAUGGUCAAGCAAUUGCAUUGCUGUUCUAGACGCUGUUUCGGUAGAACACCGUGCUGCGACGUCGUUGUCAUUCGAUGACAGUGAUGGGGGAGGAACAAAGGUUCUAGGACUUCAGUGGCACGAUGCCGGUGAUUAUUUUUAUUAUGUGCCCCGCAUAGAAUCGGUACUUGUUACUACUAAGCGAGGCGUCUUAUCAUUAAUAGCCCGCUUGUUUGAUCCACUCGGCCUUCUGUCUCCCUGUAUUAUGUUGGCAAAAUCUAUAAUGCAACGAACCUGGCAACUGUCCCUAGGGUGGGACGAAAAAUUACCUGACGAUAUUAGUAUGGAGUAG
Molecule: messenger RNA, 1626 nt
Organism: Daktulosphaira vitifoliae (grape phylloxera)
Lineage: Eukaryota; Metazoa; Arthropoda; Insecta; Hemiptera; Phylloxeridae
Exons: 1
Coding region: 1-1626 (541 amino acids)
Source: RefSeq, a predicted model, not a curated record